AUGUUACAAGCUAGGGACCUGAUGGAUCAUCAAAUUUGGUGGCAGCUCAGAAUGGGUUCUUCAUUAUUUUGGUUUGAUAACUGGUCAGGCCUUGGCCCUUUAUAUUUCAUUGUCCCUCCUGAAUUUCAAUGUAAUGAAGCCAUAGAGAAUGUAGCUGAUGUAGUUACUGCUGGUAGGUGGCAUGUGCCUGCCAUCAGGAAUAAUCUGCCUGAGGAUUUGGCUGAAUAUAUCUUGACUGAGGUAAAGCCACCAGCUAGACCUGGAGAGAUGGAUAAACCUUGGUGGAUGUUGGAGAAAAAUGGAGAAUUUAGUGUCAAAUCAGCAUGGGAAUAUAUAAGAAGCAGAGGGGAAAAAAAGGAGGUCUACAAGAAAAUCUGGACCAAAGGAUUGCCUUUCAAGAUUGCUUUUCUGAUGUGGAGAGUAUGGCACUUUAAAGUUCCUCUGGAUGAUGUAAUUAAGAGUUGGGGAUAUCAUAUGCCUUCCAGGUGUUGCUGCUGUGCAGAACCAAAGGAAGAGACUGUCCCUCACAUAUUCUUGAGAGGUGCCACUGCACAAGCAACAUGGAAAUAUUUCAGUGCAGCAGCUGGACUAAAUGUUGAUGGUAUGCAUUUGCAUCAGGUGAUUAUGCAAUGGUGGACAGCUGAGGUUCCUGUUAGACUUCAGAAUAUUUUCAAUGCCAUUCCAUCUAUUAUAGUCUGGCAACUGUGGAAGAAAAGAAAUGGAGAUAAACAUAGGGAUAAGGUGUCAACUAGCAGAGUUAUUUACCAGGCUUCUACUGAUAUUCAGCAACUGGUGAGAAUCAGGAAGCCUGGCAUUAAAUCAGUUCCACAUAGAUGGCAUGACAUUCUAAAGAUUUUGGAACAAUUUGUUCCAAAAUUACAGGUUACCAAGGUUUUGUGGAAAUUCCCACCUGGGGACAUCUGGAAAUGCAAUACAGAUGGGGCAACUAGAGGCAACCCUGGUAGAAGUUCAUUUGCCUUUUGUGUGAGAAAUUCAGAUGGUGAUUUGAUUCAUGCAGAGGCUAGGGCAAUGGGAGAAGGUACUAACACUGAAUCUGAGGCACAAGCUCUCCUUCAGGCUGCAAGAUAUUGUUUGUCAAAACAUGUCUAUUCCUUCAUUCUGGAAACUGAUUCAUUAUUGAUGAAGCAUAUCCUGGAUAGAGAGUGGAAACCUCCAUGGAACAUUGCAUUUGAGGUGGAGGAGCUGCUAGAUAUCAUAGAUCAUGCAGAGAAUUGGAUUCAAAGGGAAGAAAGAUGCUACAGUUGGGAAGUGGAAGAACAUUUUAUUUACUGUACAUCUGCAGGUUGUAGAUUGCAUAUGAACAACAGAUUGAUAAAAACAGAUAUACCAGUGUGGGUGGUAUUAGCACCCCGGGAUGCUCAUCCUACUGAGGAACUAUCAAUAUUUGGAGAAUGUAGUGUCCUUAGGCAAGGUCCCAGUUGGUUUGCAAUUUCAGCAGGAAGCCGCAAAUGA
Molecule: messenger RNA, 1473 nt
Organism: Lycium ferocissimum
Lineage: Eukaryota; Viridiplantae; Streptophyta; Magnoliopsida; Solanales; Solanaceae
Exons: 4
Coding region: 1-1473 (490 amino acids)
Molecular function (GO): RNA-DNA hybrid ribonuclease activity; nucleic acid binding
Source: RefSeq, a predicted model, not a curated record